Messenger RNA from Parnassius mnemosyne (clouded apollo), 6016 nucleotides. The record is from the annotation of a GenBank genome assembly. Lineage: Eukaryota; Metazoa; Arthropoda; Insecta; Lepidoptera; Papilionidae.
AGUGCAAUAGUCAUAGUAGUGACAACAGCCUGUGUUGCUCUUUUGAUUUUCGCGUAUUAUAAAAUAGGAGAUUUUCGGUAACCCGUUGCGAGAAAAUUCAUCAAAGUGUCGGUAUCAAGCAGCGUCCUUCCUGGAGCCAUCACGGUGAAGAUGUUGAUGCUUCAGGACGGUCCCGAUAUCGCUCCAGUCGAAUCUUCUGGCGAAUGGCACAGCGCGACGUUUUGGGUGUUCGUGGUGGGAGCGGCUGCGCUGGUGGCAGCGAUGCUCGCCGCACUCGCCUGCUGGGUGGCGCGGCGCCGGGCCUCCCUUGCGCAUAAACUUGGUGGCAAGCGCGGUCCGGACAAGGCGUUGGUGUUCCAGCCGCCACGACGCGCUACUGCUGUGCGCUCGCCGGGAUCCGCUACGCACUAUCUGCGCAAGUCCCCAUCGCCCACCGCAUCUGCUCCUACACCAGCAACGUCUCCACCACAGCCUCAACCACCGGCACCGAAAGAGCUGUCGCCCGGCGGCAACAGCCCGCACAGCCCUACCGCGCCCACAGAGCCCGCGCCGCUCAGCAAGGAGCUGGCCGAUGCCACCGCCACCGAGAAGAUCAAGCCCACGGAGCCGGAGAACAACGAUGGUCGUCUAGGCGAUUUGCAUUUCAAAUUGCGGUAUGAGAAUGAGAAAAGUGCGCUUGUGGUGUCGGUCGUGUCUUGCCAAGGGCUGCCAGGCCGCGAGCCAGCCGGACCGGACCCGUAUGUCAAGCUUCAACUUCUUCCCGAUAAACAGCACAAAGUUAAAACCAGGGUUGUCCGCAAAACCCGCUGCCCAGUCUAUGACGAAGAUUUCACUUUCUACGGUAUCGCCCCACACCAGCUCUCCGCUAUUACUUUGCACUUCGUUGUCCUCAGCUUCGAUAGAUACUCCCGGGACGAGAUAAUAGGCGAAGUAGUGUCUCCUCUGUCUACCCUGCAGCUGCAAAGCGGCGAGGCUAUGGCACUAUGCCGUGAGAUACAGCCGCGCAGCCUGAAGAUGCGCAGCGCUGGGCGCGGCGAGGUGCUGGUGUCGCUGUGCUGGCAGCCGGCCGCCGCGCGCCUCACUGUCGUGCUGCUCAAGGCGCGCAACUUGCCCAAGAUGGACGUCACCGGACUCGCCGACCCCUACGUGAAGAUGUACCUGCUGUACAAUGGGCAGCGCAUCGCAAAGAAGAAGACGCACGUGAAGAAGCGCACGCUGAACCCGGUGUUCAACGAGUCGUUCGUGUUCGAGGUGCCGGCCGCGCCUAGCGCCUCGCUCGACCACGUGUCGCUCGAGCUGCUCGUGCUCGACUGGGACCGCGUCACUAAGAAUGAGGUGAUCGGCCGGCUGGAGCUGGGCGCCAACGGCACGGGCAGCGCGCGGCACCACUGGCGCGAGGUGCAGGCCGCGCCGCGCCGCCAGAUCGCCGACUGGCACAAACUCAAGGAGUGAACGCGCCCCGCCGCGCUGCACCCCUCCCCCACCACCACCUCCCCACCCCGCCCUGCCCCGCGAGCCAACACUGCGCUGCACUCUGCAGUGACCAACCACUCACCUCCACCCACACCCACAGUGACUCACCGCCUCUGAACACUACCCCUUACAUUUCCCGAACACCACUCUCUUGAUAUAACCGUACCUGCAAUAACCCACCACCACACCUCGCCCUGCCCUGUCGCGACUCAAUGCUUUGAUCCACAGCAGUGACCAACUCCACUUCGAAACCAUACCACAGUAUUAUAAUGUGUUCUUGAUAUGCAAGAUAAUAAGAUUAUUUGUCACAGUUUAAAGACCUAAUUAAACUGUGCUUUUGAUUUUGACAGCAUGCGUAUGCGAAAUAUUUUGACCACGCAUUUGAUACAUCAGCUGUAGAUAAAGCUGUGACCACUCUCCUAUAUCUCUCCAACUCUACAAUUCCUGAACUACUUACGAUGCUUGCGCACUAAACAUCGCCUCCAAUUACCCGCUUUUAACUCCCAAUUAGUAAUAUAAAAGUAAAAUAUUGCCUACAUAGUCUAAAUAAAAAGUCAUCAAUCACCAAUACCUCAGGGGGGUCCAUAUUAGUAUCAUUUCAAUACAUCAUACUCUGUAACUGAUUAACGGACCUGCUUCGGUCUGUGAUCUAACUUUGUUCCACUCAAUAAACGAGAUUCGCAGGAUCUUUACAAGCGACGAAAGAGGGCGAGGCGCGGCAGCGGGGCCUCGCAUCCCGGGCGUAUUUAUAAUUUUAUUGAGUGUUUUUCACGAGACAAAAGAUGCUACUGACGGCAGUUGUUUUCACUCGAACGUAUACAGAAUAUUUUGACGCAACCCCCUUCAGAUGCCUCAACGUGACAUGUAAACAUGUUACAUCGACUUGUAGGAUUACAAAAACACCGUCCACAUUUGCUUUAAAUGUCACACGUUUUUGUGAGGCCAUAAAUCUACGAUACCGCACUGUGUGAUAUUGCUUUUUUAUGUUCUGCGGUCGUGUCAUUAGUCCAUGUGACAACAGUCCAUAUAUCUGUCUUUAUCGACAAUAUCUGACAUAACAUGGUUAUGGAGUCACGGUGCAUCGACAGUUAUAAAUGUGGACCCACCCUGGGACAUACGCUAGAGUAUUUUACAUUGUUCUUAAUUUUUAUAUUAUGUAACAGCAUCUUUCACAUGUGUUUUACAAAUGGUCCAUUAUCAAUAUAAGCUUUCAAUGUGAUUUUUUUUUAUUUCCAAACGAUUUAUAAAUAACGCAAUAUUUGUAACUAAGUUGGUAACAGAAUUUGUAUAAUAGUUGCAAAAAUUAUGUUAAAGCAGAUGUUUUACAUCGUCACCAGUACUUGAGCCAAUGCAAUAUUUACAACAGAAAAUCUUUAAUAGGUUGAAAGAACAAUCUUACAUUUAUAUAUUCCAAAUUAUGUGUUGAAUGUGGUCAAAUUUAAUAUAAUUGUCUAAACGUAAAACUAUAUAAACGAAUGUAAAAUAUGGUUUUAAAAUGCGUAGGGUAAUACUUCUAAAACCUAACACCCUAGUAUAUUCUUUAUUAUAACUACUCAGACCAAUAAAGAAUUUGGAAAUUGGUCUGACUAUUAUAGGGUUAUUUUCAAGAGUUUAAGUUCAGUAUAUAAAUAAUGAUAUACUGUUAAUGCAGUUUUCGAAAAUACGAGUAAAUAAGGCUUCCAAUUUUUUUUUUGAAAUUAUUCUAAAUUGAACGUGAUUUAUGGGCAACAACGGUUUUGUCUAACGAUCGACCCUUACAAAUGUGUGCGUGCGCAGUAAAAUCAGAUAAAAUAAUGCAUUACCACAGAUUUUGAAUUUAAAGAUAACAACUAGAAAUUGUUUGAUAUUUUUUUAAAUUAAUUUUUCUUCACCAUUUGUCUAUAUUACUUAUUCUGAACAUUUUCUGCAAAUUUAGUCGGUUAUUGCAAAAUAACCCUGUAUAAUGGUAAAAUAUUUAACUUAUUUCAAACAUAUUUUUUAAACAUUGAUUAAUUUAUAGUUAUACGUGUAUAAUAUAGAUUUAUAACAAUUUAAUUAUUCUUUUUUUCUUUUUGUCUCUGAAGAUACAUAAUACAUAUUUAUUUACUGGUGGGUAUUUUACACUUAGAACAUUUAUGUAUUCACAUUACGCUAUGGGUGAAAAUAUAAGCGCAAAAAUUACAAAUUAAUUGGCGUUAAACGUUAAUGUAAAAAGCAAAGCUGACUAAUAGUUUUGUUAAAAACCAAUAUACAUCCAUAUUUUAUAAUAAUUAUAGAAUAAAAAUGAUACACUUGGGGGACAGAAUAAUAUGGUUUGGCCAAAGUCCAAUAACAGGGAAGGAAUAUGUUAUAAUGUUGUUAUGUAAUAAGAAAGUAAAUUAUUUUACAUUAUAGGUAGAUAAUUUUGUUUUAAAGAGAAGUGGUUAAGGUUAUCCCUUAAUGUUUUAAAGUAAAAACCAAUUAUUAUCAUCGUGUAUUAUAUGUAUGUAUAUAGUCUAUGGUUUUAUUUGGUUAACAUUAAAUAUAAAUUGGUGAAUUUAUAUCAUCAAAAAACGCACAUUAAUUUGGUAUUACAUAAUAUGCAAAUGUAAAACUAAAUAUUUAAUUUUUUAAUUUAUGAUUCUAAAAUAUAAUUACGUCCAAAUAAUACAAUAUAAUAUCAAAGUUGCAACAACGAAAUUUAUUCGUUUUACCUAUAUUUGUAGAUAGUUCCUUUGAUUAUUUUGUUCUUAUUUACUUGGGUACUUAUUUAUUUUGAAUGCACGUGAUAAAAGAAAUCCAGGAUAAAAGAAAUUUUGUGUUAUUGAGCAUACUUUAUGAAAACAUAAUAAUACGAAUAAGUUUAUAACAUACUAUAUUUUGUAUUAUAUUACUAAUAAACAACAUCAGACUAAGGAAGUACCUCCAAUAUUUUUUGUAACUUUUAAUAAGUCGUAGAAUGAAAUAAUUUAUGCAGUUGAUUAUAAGUAUUUAUUUUUAGUAUACCUAAUAAUAAUAUAUCCCAUCUUUUAUAAAAAUAUGUUGGAAAAAUAUUAAGCAACAAAAUAAGCAUAAACCAAAGCAGCUAAAUAUUGGAUGAUAUAUUAUGAAAUGAUCCUUAUGCUUACCUACCCAACUCAUUGUAAAAUUUAACAAUGUUAACACAUAUUCAUUUGCGAUCACAUGCGAUCACAGACAAGUUUUUGAUGCAAAAAGCCGUUGCUUAAACCAUUUUGACAGAUACCUAAAAAUACAAAAUUUAUAUUCAUCGGUAAAACCUGUACCUACUAUACCUGUAGUAACUAGGGUAGAAAAAAAUCUAUUUUAUACUAAUUGUAGUACAUAAUAUAUGAUGUGGAUUAGAUUUAAUAAUAAAUUAAUAAUUUUACGAGAAAGCUCAUUCGACGAGGCUUCGAGCUUUUAGUGACGUGUACCUUUCUAGUGUUUCAUGUGUCUCGAUAGAUGACGCUUAUUUAUGAUCCAACAUAAAGAUGAAGAUUCGUUCUCAAAAUUCCAUUCUGUAAAAUAAUUUAUCUCAUAACUUUUGUAGAUCAUGUGAUCAUAUUUUAAAUAAGUCAAAUAAGUUUUGCCAUUCGAGAUAUCGAAUGCUUUAUAGUAGAGACAAUAAAAUGCACUCGAACUUAUUGUGCCAUCGUCGAAAAAAAAACAUGGACAUUUAAUAUAUCAGAUUUAAACUUCACAUUUAAAUGUUUGUUAGACUAAUCACUUUUAAAAAUAAUAAGUGUCACCAAUUUACCUAUAUAUCUCUUAUAUAUAUAAAAUCGUCGUAAUGUUACCUGACUACUUUCCAUACUUCGACAUUCCUGAUCGUAAUUUGUAAAUAUAUCAUACCUAAUCAUGGAGCAAGUAACGAAUGCUCUAUCAUUUGAGUCGUGUAUCAUUUAAAUGUUUAAUCAUAUGAUUAAGUACCACUACGUAUAAAAUUUAAAUAAUAAUUUAAUGUUUUUGUGUUUUGAAGUGUAGAUGUAUAUAAUAUGUGUCGUAGAUGCAACUGGAAAAAUCACAACUGCAACUACACUACACGAGAUGCUUCGAGAUCAACACAUUUUUUUACUAUCAUAUGUUCUUUUAGUUUUCUAUGAUUUAUAAUUCACUUAAAUGUUGUACUGUAUUAGUUUAUAACAUUUAUUUAAACUGGUUCCCUUAAUUAGGUUAUUUUUCCUUUUUGUACAUUGAAGCUUGCCAUACAAGACAUAAACGAAGAAAAUGUAAUUUAAUUGAUUUCGUACAUGUACAAGUUCAUUGUUAUAUUUAAAGUUAUUACGUAUAACAAAAAUGGUAAAAGUUCUCUCCGAUAAAUAUUUUAUUAGAAAUAUAUAUUUUAUUUUAUUGUUCCCAUAAAUUUACUAUUUUAAACAAUACUUUUCGAUGAAAAUAAUGCGUUUUACUUUUUAAUCAAUCCCGCAGAAAUUGUGUGUCCAUUUUAGGUCCAUUUGUGAUUUUUGUUUACCACUAUUUUUGCACUAUGGCUAAGGGAUUAAUUUGAUUGUACAUUUUUUUUUUAUUGAAACCAGUAUGUAUACUAAGGAAUUUUAGUAAAUAAAUUAUUGAAUGGUGCUUUCAC